This is a messenger RNA of Cooperia oncophora, 249 nucleotides long. NCBI's taxonomy places the organism in Eukaryota, Metazoa, Nematoda, Chromadorea, Rhabditida, Trichostrongylidae. The record is from the annotation of a GenBank genome assembly.
AUGUCAGUUUUUGAGGUUGAUGAAGAAGGCUCUGAACCGGAUGAACUCGCUAAGGCAAUCGACAAACGAAUGUUCACUCUUCGUAACAUCUACCCGGUGAACGAAGAGGGCACAGAAGCAGCAGCAGCAACCGGAGUGAUGAUGAUGACACGUGCCAUGGUAAUCGUCCCAAGCUUCGUGGCCGAUCGACCAUUCAUCUACGGUAUCUUCCGUGAGAGCGAGCCCAUCUUCAUAGGCCAGUACUGCUGA